UUCGUCCCUCCCGCCUCCUGCUUUCCACGUGUCUCUCCUCCCAGCUGUGUGUGGGAAGAGCAGGCGGGGUGAGUGCCAGGGUCCAAAGUGCUAAAGGUGGAAGAGGAACACUCUAUUGCUAUCCUCAGUGACCAUUGCAAACUUAGAAGAAAACAAGAACAUCUGUACAGGAGUAAGCUGCAUCAUUGCUUCUCUGAAAGGCUGAUCAGAUUCCCUUUCAUUGUGCAGAGAGAGAACAUGUAACCACAUAUGGUAGUGAAAGGAAAGUAUUCUGUGACACUGACCAAUUGGAAGGUAGAUAGCAGUGACCAAUCACUAUCUACUAGGAAUAAGCCAAUAGACAAGCUCUUUGUACAAACCAUAUGGAAUACAGAAAGUGUUGAUGUUACGUUGCAGAAUAAGCAGCAAAUGAAAUCUUCCCUGGACUGGCACUCGUUAACCCUUGAGUGCCAGACAGUCAUGAAUCACAUUCUCUGUCAUGCAAAGUGUCAUAUUUCUACGCCAAGCUGCGCACACAAGACAGGAGCAAAGUUGAAAAGUUGUCAAGACUUGUGACCAUUGAGGAUGCUGACAUGUACUACUGGUGAUGAUAUCUUAAAAUGGCAUUAUCAGAAAAUCUGGAUCACGACAUCCCAUUUUUUUACAUCCCUACAUUUUGGGCCAGGUGUCUUAUAGGCUCUUUAGCAGUUGUCUGCUUUGCAAAUAGUUACAAUGGAAACUUUGUAUUUGAUGACUCUGAAGCCAUCAUCAAUAAUAAGGAUCUUCGAGAAGAGAUCCCAAUUGGAGAUCUGUGGUUGCAUGAUUUUUGGGGAACUAAACUCAACAGCAAUGCUAGUCACAAGUCCUACAGACCUUUAACAGUUUUAACAUUCAGAAUGAAUUACAUUGUUGCAGGAGGACUCCAUCCAGUGGGCUUUCAUGCUGUUAAUAUAAUAUUACAUUGUUUAGUCUCUGUUCUGAUGCUUGAUGUCUUCUCAAUCCUGUUUGGUGUGGCUGGCAAUAAUAAAAGUAAAAAAAUUACGUAUGCCUCGAAAGCAUCGUCCUUGGCUGCUUUGCUUUUUGCUGUGCACCCUGUACAUACAGAAUGUGUUUCUGGAAUUGUUGGUAGAGCAGACCUGCUCUGUGCAUUAUUUGUUGUGUUAUCCUUCCUUGGAUACUACAAAGCCGUUUCAGGAUUUUACGUUGGCCAUUCCUCUGUGUUUUGGGUACUUUUGAGUGUUUUUCUGAGUGCAGUUGCUAUGCUGUGCAAGGAGCAAGGAAUAACUGUUUUGGGAUUGAAUGCUGUAUUUGAUAUUUUUGUCAUCUGCAAGUUAAACAUGCUGGAAUAUAUCCAAAAAGUACUGCGCAGGGACAGAACAUCAGAGACUGUUUUAUUGUUGAAUAAUGGGCUAUUUUUAAGGAUAAGCAUUUUGGCAUCGGGUGGAAUAUCUAUGCUUUAUAUACGCUGGCAUAUAAUGGGUACUGGACCACCUGCAUUUACAGAAGUUGACAAUCCAGCCUCUUUUGCCAGUAGUUUACUGGUUAGGGUAAUAAACUAUAAUUACUAUUAUUCUAUGAAUGGAUGGUUGCUACUCUGCCCUUGGUGGCUGUGCUUUGAUUGGUCGAUGGGAUGCAUACCUUUGAUUAAAUCCUUCAGUGACUGGAGGAUAAUUGCACUUGUGGCUCUAUGGUGUAGCCUGCUUGGCUUGAUAUACCAGGCUUUAUGCUCGAGCGAUGGUCAUAAGAGAAGAAUUCUAACACUUGGACUAGGAUUUCUCAUCAUUCCUUUUCUUCCUGCAAGCAAUAUGUUUUUCCGAGUUGGAUUUGCUAUUGCUGAGAGAGUCUUGUACUUACCUAGCAUUGGUUACUGCUUGUUACUCACCUAUGGCUGUAGUAAAAUCUGUAAGCAAGUUAAAAACAAGAAACUUAUGACUGCAGCCAUACUGGGACUGUUGGCAAUGAAUGUGGUACGCAGUAUAUACCGCAGUAACCAGUGGAAGUCUGAAGAGCUGCUGUUUUACAGUGCUCUCUCUGUCUGUCCUCUGAAUGCUAAGGUGCACUACAAUGUGGGUAAAAACUUAGCAGACCGAGGCCAUCAAGCAGCUGCAAUUCAGUACUACAGAGAAGCUGUGCGAUUAAAUCCUAAAUAUGUACAUGCAAUGAACAACCUUGGAAAUAUCCUGAAAGAGAGAAAUGAGCUACAGGAAGCUGAGCAGCUGCUGUCACAAGCCGUCUCAAUACAGCCUGAUUUUUCUGCUGCAUGGAUGAAUUUAGGUAUUGUGCAAAACAGCCUGAAACAGUUUGAAGAAGCUGAAAAAAGCUAUUUAACUGCCAUCAAAUACCGGAAAAAAUAUCCUGACUGUUACUACAACCUUGGUCGUCUGUAUGCCGACUUAAAUCGCCAUAUGGACGCACUGAAUGCCUGGAGAAAUGCCACAUUUUUGAAACCAGAACACAGCUUAGCUUGGAACAACAUGAUCAUUCUGCUUGAUAAUACCGGAAACCUAGCUCAAGCUGAGGCAAUUGGAAGAGAAGCCUUGAAGCUGAUACCAAAGGACCACUCCAUUAUCUUUUCAUUAGCAAACGUGUUGGGGAAGGCACAGAAAUACAAGGAGUCUGAAGACUUGUUCCUUAAAGCUAUUGAAGCUAAUCCUUCGAUUGCAAGUUAUCACGGCAAUUUGGCUGUGCUGUACCAUCGCUGGGGAAAACUGGAACUGGCCAAGAAAUACUAUGAAACCUCCAUGAAGCUUGACCCCUCUGCUCCAGGUACAAAGGAGAACUACAAUCUGCUGAAACGCAAGCUGGAACAACUAAAAAGGAGAGAGCAUUUAUGAUUUGGAAUAGCAGAAAUAACUCUCUUGUCUUAUAGGCACCUUUAUCUGAAGAACCAGCAAAAUAUUUCCUUACAUUGAUUGACUGUUCGAAGUACUGUAUUUAGCCAUAGCACAGAGAGUGAACGACGACACCUGUGUGUGUGUUUGUUUUUUAUGUGGGGGCUUUUUUUUUUUUUUUAAUCUAGGUAGUGAUUGAUUAAUAUUCAAUCUAGGAUCUAAUUCAAAACUACAAAUGGUCAGUGGUUAUAACAAUUUAAUUAGGCAAUUUGCACUGGUGACUAUAGUUGCAGUUUUAUGAGCCAAGUAACAAACAGAAAGUACCUCAAAUUUAGAUUAACUUUUGUUUGAUUGCUGCACGUACCAUUUUGAAAUUAUGUUAAAGGAGGGAUUUUUUGUUUUGUUUUGUUUCCUGCCUAGGUGCACUUCAAUGAAAAAGCUUUAAUUUCAUUUUUUUUUCUGUAAACUUUGCAACUUGUGUAAAUAUAUUAUUUUACUACACUAGUUAACUUGAGACUGUUUGCCUGGUUUUAUGGUACUGAGCGGGAGAAUUGUCUGAUUUCUUAAUGACUAAAACAGGGGUGCCCAAAAGGUAGGUCCUCAGAUGUUUCUAAACUACAGCUAAAGGCAUGCAAAGCAUCAUAGGAGUUAUAGUUCUACAACAUCUGGGGGAUCUACCUGUUGAGCACCCUUGGACUAGAACAUUUGCAUAUUAAAGCUUGGACCAUGCACCUUAAAUACAUGUCCGUUUCAGCAUACUUGUGUUCUUGACUGCUUGCAAUGCAUGAAACAUAUACAUUUUAGUUUGUCUGUAAAAUAUGAGGUUUUAUUUGGAAAUUAUUGAGCGAGUAUCACAAAAGAACAUGAGCUACCACAGCCUCUGGGAUUCCAUUCUGGCAUUGCCAGUCAAGGAACAUGCUAUGUUCUAAACAGCGCUCCAUACUGAUACUGGUCUGUGGUCUGCAUUCACCUAAGCACAUAGAAGGGUGAAGCAGGCCACUUCAGCUUUAUGUACUUUGGGGCUACUCUCUUAUUAAUUAUUUUGGUAAUGUUUACCAACAUAGUGGCAUGAUUUUUUUUUCAUAAGUACUUCUACAUGUGGCUUUAUAUUUAAAGUACCAGUUUUCUUUACUGUGUUAAACUCUAUUUAUCAUGUGACCCUUUCCAUUCUGAUUUUGUUGUAAUUGAUGAGUAAUCUCAAAAUGAGGAUUUGGCAUGCAUUACCAGAUCAUUUAGAAGAAAACGGUCUUUGAAAGAACACCAUGUGUUGUAGUGGUUAUAGUACCAGGAGUGUCCUGGUGCCCUACCCAUUGUAUGUAGGCACACAAUUUUACAAUGAUUUGCUCCCCACUUCCACAACUUCAUAUGGAAAACCAGAAGCUCCCAAGCAGGACCUUACAUUAUCCCCCUUGAGCUACGCCCUGCAGUGCAGAGCUAACUGAUUGGCUGAGCAUGUCAGCUGAUUGCGUUAACCCCAGAGCUGCUGGGGUUAGCUCAGAUAGAGAACUUCAGACUCUGUGUCCUAUGUACUGGAGGCUUGGAAUUUGGUGCCUGGUAAACCCAAGGUAAGAAUUCAGAAUAUUUAAAAAUGUUUCUGGCACCAUAACCACUACAGUGGUUAUGUUCCAAUACAGUUCCUUUAAGAAUCUUUAGUUUAUUGCAUUUAUUUCAUGCAUUGCCUUAAUACUGUACAGUUUUUGUGUUUCAUGUGGGUGUUCGAAAUAGAUUGUAUAAUGACUUUCUGAUUGUUGUGUAUUUGUAGUCACGUUCGCCAUGUUAUGUUUUCUGUUUGCUUGGCUCUUUUCUGUCAAUAAAUCUCUCAGGAUUGUG
This is a messenger RNA of Pelobates fuscus (common spadefoot toad), 4640 nucleotides long. RefSeq names its product transmembrane O-mannosyltransferase targeting cadherins 4 (gene TMTC4). The coding region runs from base 600 to 2813 and encodes 737 amino acids. Gene Ontology annotation, cellular component: endoplasmic reticulum. Gene Ontology annotation, biological process: endoplasmic reticulum unfolded protein response; protein O-linked glycosylation via mannose. The transcript has 21 exons. NCBI's taxonomy places the organism in Eukaryota, Metazoa, Chordata, Amphibia, Anura, Pelobatidae. Gene Ontology annotation, molecular function: mannosyltransferase activity; protein binding. The record is from RefSeq and is a predicted model, not a curated record.